AUGCAAAUGGUCCGGAUUAGUGCUGACGCAACCAGUUACAGGCAAAUCCCAAUCAGACAGCAAGCACAGCCUGGAACAAAGCCUCAGUUACCCCGCGGAGAACAACUCAUCUCAGUGUCUCGGCCUGACUAUCAGCCUUGUCAAGCUCACGAAGGAGAUGGCCCCAAAAACCGACUCUCGGCUUCCACGAUAGCGCCUCAAUUCCCUCCUUCCUUCAGGGAGCGACUCUACCUUGCCUUUAUCGGUUCGAACAAUCUCGCUUCCUGCCCCUCCCUGAGUGUCGCCAUGGCAGACCCGGUAUCGACAACGGGAUUGAUUAUCCAGACCAUUGGAGUUGUCGGAAAGGUAUGCAAGUAUGGCAAUCAGGUCAAAUAUGCGCAUCACGAUAUCGGGGAGCUACUGGGAGAGCUCUUUGCGCUCAAGGCAAUUUUCGAGCAAAUUGCAAAGGACCCAAAUCUUACAAAGAUGCUGUCAUCGAAGCCCUUCCAAGAUACUGUGCCUGCUGCUACAGGUACGCUGAAAGAAUUGAUAGAUGACCUCGAAAGCAGGAUGUCGCGAGGCCAACGGUUCUGGUGGCAUUUAGGCUGGCCGGAGCGCAAGGCAAAGCUGCAGGGAAAUAUCCAGCAAUUAGAAAGGCUCAAAACAUCAUUGAUAAUGGCCUUACUGAGAGACAAUAGGGCGGUUGAGGAGGAAAUGUCACACUCAAUAAAUCUCCUGACCGACUUGGGCAAGGAGAUGAAGAAACACCAAGAAACGAUUGAGGAAGCCAGAAACAGCGCGGAGAAAACGGAGGAAAUGGUGGUGCUAUACUUCUACUGCUCAUUCCAUCUAGAUGCGGCCCAGAAAUUGAACCGGCUUCUCGGAGCCCUGCUCGCGCAAGCCCUGGAUGUCGAUACCCGUAUCCCGGAGGUGUUGGAGGCCGAAUUUGCGAAGGGGACUCCACUCACUACUGACUAUUUAAUUAAGUAUUUGUCAUUGUUCUCCGGGUUCCAGAGGAAGGUCUUUAUAUUCCUUGACGCCAUAAAUGAGAGCGAUGAGGCCGACCAGAUUUUAAGCGUAAUGCUUCGUCUAAUCGAUGCCUUGCCCCACUCCUACAUUAUGGUGACCAGCACAGCACCGGUGAGAAAGGAUUCCCGGAUACUCAGGGAGGUGAUGAAGCCUUCUUCAAAUGAAGGCGACAUACGGGCAUUUGUCAACUCCCAAUUAAAAGUGCAGCUAACGCUUCGCUGUCUUCCACCCGACCUACAGCGUAAUAUAAGUGAAACACUCAUGAAGAACGCAAACGGAAUGUUUCGAUAUGUCCGCUGUCAGAUUGACCUGCUGGCCGGUCAGAAAACGGGAAGAAAUGUUCGUCGAGCGCUUGAGAGAAUCCCAGGAGACUUAAACGGGACAUACGAGAUUAUCCUAUGCCAGAUCCCCCCUCAUUGUCGGGAACUCGCGAAGGAGGCUUUUCUCUUGUUAGCAUACAGCCGGGAGGUGCUCACGUUACCGGCACUAAAUGAGGCACUGGUGGUUGAGAAGGGUGAUCGCUUUCUUGAUGACGAAUCUAGACUCUUUGAUCAAAACCUGAUUCUCCAUGCAUGUCAAGGAUUGAUUGUAUAUGAUGAGGUCACAGGGGUUGUGACACUGGCUCACUCAUCUGUCAGAACAUACCUCACAUCAGACGAGAUUCAGCGUGGUUCAGCAUCAUUCUUCAGCCUGAAUGAGCGCUCGGCCGCGCGAAAUAUCUAUCAGAAGUGCCUGACAUACCUCAAGUUUGAUGCAUUCUGCGCGCCGUGCUCUAAUACGGUCUCACUCAAAGAGCGUCUUGAACAUUUCCCGCUCCUGUCAUUCUCCGCUCACGCAUGGGCGCAGCACUGCGGCUGCUAUGCCCCUGCUGGCUUUUCACUUGCGUCCUCAGAGAUAGACGAGAUCGUGGACUUUUUUUUGACGCGUGAACUAAAGAACGGUAGGAACGUUGCAUCCUGGGUUCAGGUUAUACAGGGUGGAGUGUCUAGCGAAGAUGCUCAAGAAACUGAGCCUCUCUAUUUCGCUUCGCUAUUUGGCAUAUUGCCUGUUGUGGAUCGCCUCAUUGACAAUGGUGCCCCAGUAAAUAUCCCCAAUAAACGCACUGGUGCGACUGCCAUUAUUGCUGCUACGUUUAAUGGGCAAUUGGCUGUCGUAAAAAAACUCUUGGAAGCAGGUGCCGACCCGAACGUGGAAGACCACAGUAAAAUGACAAGUCUUGCAUGGGCUAGGCAGCACUCCUAUGAUCGGAUCGAGGAGAUUUUGUUGGCGCACAGAGCCAUCGAUAUAGAGCGUCAAUGUGUUCCCUCUGCGGACACGCACAAUGCUUAUGCUGCACUUGCCUACUAUACCACUAAUCAAGGAGGGAGGGAAGCCGAAAUUAUAUGA
This is a messenger RNA of Aspergillus lentulus, 2394 nucleotides long. The record is from RefSeq and is a predicted model, not a curated record. NCBI's taxonomy places the organism in Eukaryota, Fungi, Ascomycota, Eurotiomycetes, Eurotiales, Aspergillaceae.